UUGCGAAUCGGUGCAGACACAUUUGCAGUAACCGUCCGUUCCGACUCGGUGGUUUGGAGUGUGCGCGUUGGCCCAGUGUUGGUGCGGUGUGUUUGUGUUCCCCAUUGUUGCGGGGCCGUACCGCAGUGUUUAAGUAGCAGCAAAACAAGAGACAAUCUGUUCAAAAUGCACCGCUGGAGUUUGGUGGCGGUCCUGUGCAGCAGCGUGCUGCUUGCAUACGCUCCCUGCCUGGCCGACGGUUCGCACAAGAUGGAGGUCGUGAAGCAGUGGAACCUGCUCAACUACAACUUCCCAUGGGACUAUCCGGCCGCCAGCAAGGAGUACUACAACCCGGAAAAUGUCGUCGCCACCGGUCUGGAAGUGGGGUACGAUCGAAUUUUUAUUGCCACUCCACGCCUGUUCUCGGGCGUCCCGGCAACGGUUUCGAGCAUUCCGCGCGGCAACAACGGUGACUCACCGGUGCUGCAGGCCUACCCCGACUGGACGCACCACCGUGCCGCAACCAAGGAGUACAACUGCUCCGACAUUGGGCUCGUGUCGGUGUACCGGCUGCGUAUCGAUUCCUGCAACCGACUGUGGGCACUGGAUGCAGGUGUUUCGCGCUCGCUCGAAGACUUUGAGGUAACCUGCCCGCCAAAGAUUCUCGUGUACGAUCUGCACACCGAUCAGGUGGUGCGCCGUAUCGACUUUCCACCGGAGGUAGUGCGCCGCGAAUCGUUGUACACUAACUUGAUCGUGGACGAAACUACGUCCCGGCCGGAGAACAACUGUGACGAUGUGUUCGUGUACAUCACGGACACGGUUGCACCGGGUAUUGUUGUGUACGACAGUGGUAAAGAUCUGACCUGGCGUGUUAGCCAUCCGGCGAUGUAUCCCGAUCCGGACUUUGCGGAGUCAUCGAUUCUUGAGCACCGGUUUACGCUGAUGGAUGGUAUCGUGGGAUUGGCGUUCGACAUGGAGGCAGGCAUCGUGUACUUCCAGCCGUUAGCUACUGACCGCAUUUUCUCCGUGACUACUGCUGCACUCCGUGCUGGACCAUUACCGUUUGGAAAAGAUCUGCCCGUGAAGUUGGUAGGACGCAAGUCUUCCCAGGGUAUUGGACUGGGUGCUUCUCCCCGCGGUGGUACUAUCUUCUAUGCUCCGUUGUCCGAAACGGCCGUUGCAUCUUGGAAUCCACGAACGAACGAGCAUCAGAUCCUUGCGCAAGAUCAAGAGAAAAUCCAGUUUGCUGCCGAUCUUCGUACACCAGACCGCGACGCAACGGCUCUUUACGUGCUGACGUCCAAAUUCCAUCGGUUCUUCCUGAAAAACCUCGACGCCAAUGAGUUCAACACGCACAUCCUUCGCAUCGAUGGCGUGGCCAUUCCAAGCGGACAGCUAGCGGCCCAGAGCCACCUGCGGCCGACGAUUCCCUACGAUACGCUGCACGGAAACGCCUACUAUCAUCCAUCGGUCGUACUACCGGUACCGUACAAACCGCUGCCACCGGGACAAAGCAUUGCGUUGCCACCGGCAGCCACAACCUCCACGCCGGUCAGCGUGUUCAACGCACAAAAUAUGCCGUUCGGUCAUCAUGGGCUUUUCACCAAACAAUCAACAUUCGGACACAGUACCAUCCUUGGCCAGGGAAAACCAUCGCAACCAUUAUUUUCACUGAACAACGGUGAAAUGUCGUUCCCACCAUCAAACUUAGGUUCGCGGCCACAGUACGGCGCAAGUGGUGCACCGAUAUUCGUACCGAAAAUCAAUCAAAACUUCAACGAUCUGAACCUGUUGCGUUACAGGAAGAGUUUGCCGGUAAACCAGACGGCUGUGCACUGAGCACGCUGUGUCGAGCAUAUCGCACGAGUGAUAAGUUUGUAUAUAAGAUAAGUAAGAGGACGUUACACAAGGAGAGAUUUUACUGCAAUAGCUUUCGAAUCGGUGACAGACGCAAGUAUGGCAUUUGCCGGUACGACGAUGAUGCGACUAGUAAACAAAACAGCGCCAUUCAAACAGUAACACUGCCCAUAAUUGAUCUAAGGUUCCGCGACCGGAGCAGCGAAAUACUCAUCGUUAGGUAAGAUUACAACAUUUCUUUUGUAAAUUGUAUUUAAAGCUGAAGCUCAUGUUCUGCAAAAUAAAGCGAAUCAU
This is a messenger RNA of Anopheles moucheti, 2133 nucleotides long. Its product is annotated as major royal jelly protein 1. The record is from RefSeq and is a predicted model, not a curated record. The coding region runs from base 166 to 1821 and encodes 551 amino acids. Gene Ontology annotation, cellular component: extracellular region. Lineage: Eukaryota; Metazoa; Arthropoda; Insecta; Diptera; Culicidae. The transcript is spliced from 4 exons.